Messenger RNA from Acanthoscelides obtectus, 493 nucleotides. The record is from the annotation of a GenBank genome assembly. NCBI's taxonomy places the organism in Eukaryota, Metazoa, Arthropoda, Insecta, Coleoptera, Chrysomelidae.
GUUUUUUCCUGAUAUUAUAUCACCCAAAAAGCAUAAUAUCUCAAGACAUAUUCUGCUGGUGCAGCUUUAGACACAGAUUCCCUAUGAAGCUGUUUAGUGCAGUUAUCUUUAAGCGCUACAGAAUUUGCAUAAACUAACAUAAUGCCAUUUCAAUGUACAAGAGAACACAGUCUUGUUAUAAGUUGCAGAAGACGGACAAGAAAAGGCGAAACACAAAAUUUGAGGAUACCUACUUCCCUUGCCUCUCUUGAUCGAGUAAUCAGAAGUUUUACUUUUUACGACGGAAAACGCGUGGAGAUUUCAAUUGUAAACAUUUUGAUGGGGAUGUUUGAAUUGCAAUGGGAAGCACAGACAUUUGACGAGUCUGUAUAGCAGGAUUGGCAAUUGAUAAAGGUUUUGCAACUGAGAAGAUGAGACACAGACAGAAUAUUCCCAGUAGCUCAGGCUGAAGAAGGCAGUGUGAAUGUUGAAGAAAUCUAUCUUCAAUCGUUGC